AUGAAACAUCAAACCUGUUAGUAUAUUGGAUUACAAGUGCAUUCGCUUUUAUAAUUUGCAUUAAUGGUGAUAAAAUGUGAGAGAACUUAUAAUUUUCUUCAAAAAUAUCGCAACCCUUUUUUCCCUUUUUUGCCUAUAAAAUCCCAUCCAACAAAUUCAUCAAUACAUGAGCAGCGUCACAACUUUCCAACUCAAGCACAAACUCUGCUUCACUCUUCCGCCGCCAUGGAUGGCUCUCUCAAACCUCUCUUCUCUCUCCUCUUUCUCUCCCUCCUCACACUCCACAUUUCAGUGGAGGUAUCAGGUACAACAAUGACGUUGUACAACAAAUGCAGCCACCCUGUCUGGCCGGGCAUCCAGCCUGGCAGCGGGUCGCCGGUGCUGGCCAAGGGCGGAUUCAAGCUGCCGCCGAACAAGUCGUACACGCUCCAGCUCCCCGCCGCCUGGUCGGGCCGCGUCUGGGGCCGCCACGGCUGCUCCUUCGACAAGACUGGGCGCGGCCGCUGCGCCACCGGCGACUGCGGCGGAGCGCUCUUCUGCAACGGCCUCGGCGGGACCCCUCCCGCCACGCUCGCCGAGAUCACCCUCGGCAACGACCAGGAUUUCUAUGACGUCAGCCUCGUCGACGGCUAUAAUCUCGCCAUCUCCAUCACGCCUUUCCGCGGCAAAGGAAAGUGCAGCUACGCCGGGUGCGUGAGCGAUCUAAACAUGAUGUGCCCGGUGGGUCUGCAGGUGCGUUCUCACGAUAAGAAGAGGGUGGUGGCGUGCAAGAGCGCGUGCUUUGCCUUCAACUCGCCCAGGUACUGCUGCACGGGGAGCUUCGGGAACCCGCAGUCGUGCAAGCCAACGGCCUACUCUCGGAUUUUCAAGGCCGCGUGCCCCAAGGCUUACUCUUACGCCUACGAUGAUCCCACUAGCAUCGCCACUUGCACCGGCGGUAGCUACUUGCUCACUUUCUGCGCCCACCAUUAGACAUUUUGUGUUGCGCUAUGUUAACUUAAUUAAUUAUGCUUAUCAUAGUUAGCUAGCCAGCUAGUACUAGUAAGUAGUAGUAUACUGUGUCGAUUGCUGGAUUUGGACGAUGGAAUUUUGUUGGUAUUCAUUAAUGCUUGCUGGUUAAUUUAUGUCAUUAUUUGAUUCUACUA
Salvia miltiorrhiza (redroot sage) is the source of this 1145-nucleotide messenger RNA. Its product is annotated as thaumatin-like protein. Gene Ontology annotation, biological process: defense response. Gene Ontology annotation, cellular component: extracellular region. The coding region runs from base 64 to 972 and encodes 302 amino acids. The record is from RefSeq and is a predicted model, not a curated record. Lineage: Eukaryota; Viridiplantae; Streptophyta; Magnoliopsida; Lamiales; Lamiaceae. The transcript has 3 exons.